Messenger RNA from Eruca vesicaria subsp. sativa (arugula), 1618 nucleotides. NCBI's taxonomy places the organism in Eukaryota, Viridiplantae, Streptophyta, Magnoliopsida, Brassicales, Brassicaceae. The record is from the annotation of a GenBank genome assembly.
AUGACCCGCGAGUUCAUGUACUUUGCUGAAGCUGUAGCCAAAGAGUUUAACCUCCCCAACGUUAUUUUCAGUACCACAAGUGCCACUGCUUUUGGUUGCCGCUCUGUAUCCGAAAAAUUCUAUGCAGACUUGAACUGUGUAGUCAUUGAGAAGGCAUCAUCAGCCCCUGCUUUCUUGAACAGCGAGGUUAAGCAAAUGGAGAAAAAGCAAGCAAAGAGAAGGAUAGUGUUAGUUCCAGUUACACUACAAGGACAUUUAACUCCCUUUAUGCAACUUGGGAAAGCCCUUAGCUUGAAGGGCUUCUCAAUUACAGUUGCUCAGGGACAGUUCAACCGAGUAAGCCCUUCACAAGACUUCCCUGGGUUUCAAUUUGUCACCAUACCAGAAAGCUUACCUGAGUCUGAACUGAAGAGACUCGGGUCGGUUGAGUUUACUAUAAAGCGCAACAAAAUCAACGAGGCAAGCUUCAAGGAUUGUAUAGCUCAGUUGUUGAUGCAACAUGGUAAUGAUAUAGCAUGCAUCAUCUAUGACGAGUUCAUGUACUCCUGUGAAGCUGCAGCUAGAGAGUUUAAGAUUCCUUGUGUCAUCUUCACCACUACAAGUGCUACAAGUUAUGUUUCACGAUGCGUUCUUAACAAACUCAAUGCCGAAAAGUUCUUCUCCGACAUAGAAGAUUCAGAGGUGCAAGAGAAGGUGGUGGAAAACUUGUAUCCGUUAAGAUACAAACACCUACUACCUUCAGGACUUGGUCCAUUAGAGCCACUUCUGGAGCUUCGUAGGGAAGUAGUCAACAAAAGAACAGCUUCCGCUAUUAUAGUAAACACGUCGAGCUGUCUAGAGAACUCGUCUCUGUCAUGGAUGCAACAAGAACUCAAAAUUCCUGUGCAUCCCUUAGGCCCUCUUCACAUUACAGCUUCAGCGUCUUCCAGUUUACUGAAACAAGACAUGAGCUGCAUUGAAUGGCUGAACAAGCAGAAACCGAGGUCAGUCAUAUACAUAAGCAUGGGAAGCCUUGCUCGCAUGGAAACUAAGGAAGCUUUGGAGAUGGCCUGGGGUUUGUCUAAUAGCAACCAACCAUUCUUAUGGGUCAUCCGAAGCGGCUCCAUCGUUGAGUCAUUUCCAGAUGAACUGAGUAAGAUGGUGUCGAAAAGAGGAUACAUUGUGAAAUGGGCACCGCAGAUAGAAGUACUUGCGCAUCCUGCGGUGGGAGGAUUCUGGAGCCACUGUGGAUGGAACUCAACGCUCGAGAGCAUAGCGGAAGGAGUGCCAAUGAUUUGUAGGCCUUUUCAUGGUGAGCAGAAGGUAAACGCAAUGUAUAUAGAAAGCGUAUGGAGUGUAGGAAUACAGCUUGAAGGUGAAGUUGAAAGAGGACAGGUUGAAAGAGCUGUGAAAAGAUUGAUUGUGGAUGAAGAAGGUGCAUGCAUGAGGGAGAGAGCACUUGUUCUAAAAGAGAAGGUCAAAGCCUCUGUGAGAGCUGGAGGCUCCUCAUACAAUGCAUUGGAUGAGCUCAUCAAGUACUUGAAGACAGACUAAGAAGCUGCACUUCAUGUAUUACAUAUCGUCGAAUUGUUUAGAUAAUCCAAACAAAAAGCAAUUCAAAUCUCUUCUGGUAGUUUGC